Exaiptasia diaphana is the source of this 1451-nucleotide messenger RNA. RefSeq names its product BTB and MATH domain-containing protein 36-like. The transcript has 3 exons. NCBI's taxonomy places the organism in Eukaryota, Metazoa, Cnidaria, Anthozoa, Actiniaria, Aiptasiidae. Gene Ontology annotation, molecular function: protein binding. The coding region runs from base 275 to 1213 and encodes 312 amino acids. The record is from RefSeq and is a predicted model, not a curated record.
UUAAGAGAGGUGUUGAGUGAUGGGGAAGAAAGGAAAACUUGGUGGUCGAUUGAAAGAUCUGGGCUUUAGUUUCGGCGAUGGAGCCAACUGUGCAACAAGAAAGACUGCAACAAAAAUAACAACUCAGCAUAUCAUGGGUCUAUUAAAAAAAAACACUCUUCGCGUGAUCUUGAGGAGGGGAUGGCCUGGGCGCUUUAUCCCAUGAAUGAAACAAAACAAAAAACAAAAACGAUAGGCGCGAGAAAUAAUCCGCGUGGAAAACAUCACAGUCACAAUGGAUGGAGAACCAAAGACUAAAAUUGCCAGACUUAAAGAUACUACUGAAACAUCAAAGAUCAAAGGCGAAUCUGCUGCCAUCAAGCCCAGUAAUUCCUUUACAUCGCCAUGGCACCUUAGUGACGUGGUGCUCAUUGUCGAGGGACGUAAAUUCCAUGUCCAUAAAUGCAUACUAUCAAUGAAUUCACCGUUUUUUGAUAGAAUGUUUAGCUCUGACUUUAAAGAGAAAUCGGCCAAAGAGAUCAAAUUACCCAAGAAAAGUGCAAAAGAGUUUGAAGAACUUCUCAAGAUGAUUUACAAUGAUCACAAGACAUCUAUGAUUACAUAUAACAACUUUGAAUUUCUUCUUAAACUUGCCCAAGAGUACCAAAUGGAUAAGAUCAAGAAAUGCUGUGAUCAUUACAUGAAGUUAAAACUAUCUAAAGAGAACUGCCUUCACUUUUGCCAAGUAGCUGAUCAAUACGACCUUUCAGACGAGCUAAAACGACGUUGUGUUAAGGAAGCUAAAUGGCUACCUUUAUCAGCCAUCGAGGAAAGCACGCAUUUUGUUCAAAUGAGUUCAACGUCUCCCACGUUGGACAAUCAGAUCUUGAUUGAGAAAAUCAAACUAUUGGAGGAAUUUAAGGAAAUUUUGGACAGCUACUACAAAACUUGCUGUGACCUUGUGAAGUCCAUCUAUUGCUCUGCUGCUACGACUGUCAACCACACAAUCGCAUGUUAUUCAAGCGAUCAUCCUCCAGAAGAACAAAUAUCUAGAUUUAUAUAUGAUUGUGAGAGCUGCACACAUUGGCUAGAGGAAAAUUGGCCGAGCAGAACAACACUGUAUGGAAGAAUCAAACCUGACACUGAUAUCUUACUUUCUCUGGCAAGAAAAUAUAAAUCUAAAGAAAAUGAAAAGAGUCCGUUGCCUUGGUGGAUCUCGAGGUUAACCAAAUAACGUUCGGAGGUCAACUUCGUGCACGAGUAUUUUUCCUAUUUCGAUGAUCGAUAAGUGAAAUUUUAGACGCACCUUCCUCCUCCAAACGAGGCUCCAUUAGCACCACCAAAGCAAGAACAAGCGACAAGAACAGGUAUUGUCCAAGCCAUGGCACCGUACAUACGAUCAGAUACAGUCUAAAAUAGAUGAAGAACGAUUUUUUAUUACACUACCAUUGAAAAUUAAACCAGUCUCGUAC